Papilio machaon (common yellow swallowtail) is the source of this 1457-nucleotide messenger RNA. RefSeq lists its product as uncharacterized. Gene Ontology annotation, molecular function: actin binding. The coding region runs from base 357 to 1310 and encodes 317 amino acids. NCBI's taxonomy places the organism in Eukaryota, Metazoa, Arthropoda, Insecta, Lepidoptera, Papilionidae. The transcript has 6 exons. Gene Ontology annotation, biological process: positive regulation of actin filament bundle assembly. Gene Ontology annotation, cellular component: nucleus; actin cytoskeleton; Z disc. The record is from RefSeq and is a predicted model, not a curated record.
CCGCAUUAUGCAACGAUUGAAAACUUAUUUUCGUUAGUCUGUAGUCAACACGCGUCGAAGUAUCACGUCUGGUAUAAAUCGAACGGCUUUUAUUGCGAUGUUUUUCGUGUAUUGUGCAAAAUAAUAUUUUACAGUGACAACAUUAAGCGAACGUGAAGUGUGUUUUUCGACUUUUGUUUUGGCGGCAAUCGUUUUUUUUUGACAGAUCCAAAACCUUGAUGAACGCGAGCCAAAUUAUUAUUUACCAUUGAAAUAUUUAACUUGCAGUGUUAUAGAGUACAUCAAAUAAUACGAAUAGACAAAUCGAAUACAAAAAGUGAUAUAAUAGUGUCUAAAAUAACAACAAGGCAUCAAAGAUGAUGACAAUUAGCGAAAGUCAAUAUUCCUCGAACAAAAUGUCGAGUAUUCACAAGAUAAAUGAUCGUGUGGUACAUAAGGAUAGUUUCGACGAUGUCAAGAGUUCUUCCAGUGUUAAUAGCACGUUAGUCACAAAGCGUGGCUUCAAGCCUUCGGAUAUGUAUGAUCCACAGAAGAAAGAAUUCCUCACAAACCUCAGUUAUAAGUUGUUCCCUGUAAGUUGGAACGACGCAGAGGUUCGAGAACUUCCCGAUACAGUACCGCUGGACGUAAAAUCAGAGGACUUGGAGAAUAAGCCUGUAAUUGUGGACGGCAAAGAGGUCGACCUGAACAAGAUCUUCACCCCUGCGCCUGAUGCUGAAGAGCAUCUCAUCAAGAAAGAUCGCAAAUUCGAGAAGACAUUCGCAUCGUCAGCAUUCUAUGUGCCGGGCGUACACCCAACAGUACAACAGCAGAUGGAACUUGCGCGAGCUAUCUCUCGUUCAUUGAGUGACGCCAGCAACCACAGCAGUCGCGGUCAGAGCAUGUACGUCAACCGCAAGAAGCGCUCCGUCAAGUGGGUGCACGAGGGACGAGGUCGCAACACAUCAAACAUGAAUUCGACACCAACACCGGUCGCUAAUCACGACACUCCAUAUCGUCCACCAUCGAGCUUACGCAACCAGAAAACUUACCCGAAAUCAGCGCUCAAACACACAUCGAACUUGCCCAAGAUGGAACCGUUCCCAGUAUCUCCGCCGACAAUAACGUUACAGAAUAUCGAAGUGCCUGUACCUUUGGCACCAACUAAAUUGAACGAUGUCUAUGCUUCACCCAAAAGCCCGCGCUUACCGCUUGUCUGUGGUCCAAAUUUCAACGUCGCGCCACGCGGCUGGGGCGAGAUGCAAGAUUAUUACCGCCCCGUAUCGCUAGAUGGCGUUGGAAAAAUAUCGGCAGGCUACACAGAUUAUUAAUUUUACAUAAAAACUCUUUUUUUAUUAUUCUUACUUAGAGUUAAUCAAAAGUGCCUUAAGACGUUAAGUACACCAAAGGGAAAAGUAUAUCAUUAUUUUUUUUAUCGACGAGUAUACGAUGGACGAGAAAAAACUUAAAAUUCCGGU